Magnolia sinica is the source of this 2988-nucleotide messenger RNA. RefSeq lists its product as uncharacterized. The record is from RefSeq and is a predicted model, not a curated record. Lineage: Eukaryota; Viridiplantae; Streptophyta; Magnoliopsida; Magnoliales; Magnoliaceae. The coding region runs from base 475 to 2679 and encodes 734 amino acids. The transcript is spliced from 2 exons.
CUCACUCCACACCCACACACUCUCUCUCUCUAACCAUGCCCCUUCGUCUUCCAAGCUCCAACGCAUACCCCCAUUUCUCGCUCUCUCUCUCUCAUAUUCCGUGCUCUAAAAUUUUCCUAAUUCUCUCUCUUUCUCUUUCAUCUUCCAAGCUCUGAUCUCUUCCUAACUUACUCCGAUCAUCAUCUCCGGCCAAACCUUUAGAUUUUCGCCAGGAUCAUCUCCGAAUCUGACGCCGUUCUGGCCUAGACCUCUUAGGACCAACCCACAAGGUCUUUUGGCUAUUGAAGCAGCGAGCCUUAAGCAGGUCUCCUGGGAUUCAGUGAUAUCAGAAUUCAAAAGCGUUCUGCGAGCAGAGCUUUUCCGCAAGUAGAGAAAGUGUGAUAGUUGGAGGGACUCUGCCCAUCUAGCUGGGGGAAGAGAAUUUCAAGACGGACAAUAAGAACACAAGCAAGCGACAGCAUAACAAGAGAAUAGAUGGGGCUGCAUGGCUGCAGUGCCACUGGUGAGCUUGACAGCGAGAACUUCAGCGAACCAUUGCCAUGGAUCGGCUUCUACAUAGCUGGAGCUUCGUUUCUGUGCUUGCUUGCCAUGGCAAUCGACGCCUUUCAUGGAUUCCGUCGCCAGAAGCUCUGGUUCCCAUGCAAGUUCUUCUCGCUUAAUGCUGCUUCCUUGACCCUCUUAGCCAUUGCCACAAAACUGCCCGUGGAUCUGAGCACAUCCAUGCCACGCGGUGAAGAACAGCUAACCAAGCUCAGCGGCACGAUCCUUAUUUGCACUGCAAUGGGCAACUUCAUGCCCUCUCUAGGAACUAUGGAGGACUCUGGAUUGUUCUCAAACGUUCUUGCCUUGGUUAUUCUCGUGAUCACCAUGGUCAUUAACAUCGGUAUUCAGAUGGGUACCGGUGCGAUCUAUGCUUUCUUACCUGAGCACACCAUAAUCAUGUUUUUCAUGAUCGUUUUGCUUGCGAUCUUGGUUUCUUCUGCUUUAACAGUUCCAACAGCCAAGCAGCUGCUGGAACACCAGUAUAAGAAGAAGCAUAAACAGCGGCAGCUGGAACAACAGUAUGAUAAGAAGCAUAAACUGGCUUUAGAUGAAGAAGUGGACAAGGCUGAGGUGUUCUGCGUUGAUAAAUUGAAAGAGACUGUAAACAAGUAUUGGAUGAUGGCCCAUUCUUCUAGUCCUCAGUACGUUUUGGGACGCUCGGUUACUUGCAUUGCCUCAGGAGUUUUCUGCCUCCUCAGUGUGCUGAUUUUAUUGGAAGCUUUAGUCAGAACGUUUACUUCGUCAUCAUCAGACUUCUGCAGCGGGCAAUCCGACUAUAAGUGGUCAAUUGAAUUAAUCUUAAUUUCUCAGUUGAUCGCAGUCGGAGUUGGUAACAUUGCCCCAGCUUUUAGAUGGUACAAUGCUAUUAGCUUCAGAAGCCUGGAGAGCCAACAAGGAAGCCCUGAGAGCCCAAAAGGAAGCUGGUUUAAGGUGGAGGAGUACUGGAUUCAGAGGCUAGUAAAAUGGAAUAAGAGCCCAUUGCCGUUCCGCAUUAGUAGCAGACGAUGUAGGAAAAUCGCCCAUGUCUCAAAACAUGGAAUUCUGGAUGCCUGUAUUGGAAUCCAAACUGCAGUAGUACUAGUUUGCAAGUUUGUUUCGCUGGCUCCUAUACUGCCAGUGAGUUGGCUCAGUACAUUCUUACCCUGCUGCUGCAAGCGUCAGAGGAAUUUGGAAUCUAACAGAUGGGAGUCCGAGGACCCGCAGGGUUUUGUAUUGCAUCUUGAAGGGGAGGAUGAUUUAGUCCAUCUGAUUAUGGAAAGUGGCCAGCAAGACACAGAGAAAUGGAUUGAAAAGGGCAGGAACAAUGAACCUACUGAUCUGAUUAACCUUCUAAAAUCAAAUUUAUCAGAAGGUUUCAAUGGCGUGGCUGAGUUUGAUAGCAACCAGAUUCCCCCAAUUGGAGAGAAGCCUCCAAACUGCUGGGCUCUGCCUGUGGUUACCCUCACAAGCAUUGCUGUCGCACUUCCCUAUAUUGAUGAAAAUACAAUCAGAUCGUUACGGCAAGCUGUAAAUGAAGGCCUCAGGUAUGUAAGGCUCAUAGAAGCGAACCUGGAUGCCAAUGAGUCAAGUAGAAUGAAGGAGGCAACAGAUAUAGUCUGGCGUGGCACCGAUGUUUAUGAUCGUUGGCUCGACAAGGAUCUCCACAAAUUGGUCACUGAAGAAAAAUACGCAGCGAAGAUAAUCGGAAGACUUUCUGAGAUAGCAAAGGAAAGUGUUCGAAAUUUCACAGAUGGGCGCGUCCGAGAGACAGGACCCGGUGAAUGGCCUGUAGAAGUAUUGGCUGGGAGUUCCAUGUACAGGAUCGGUGAGACUAUUCUACAGGACUAUGAAGACAAGUUUGGGACUGUUGACAAGUUGUUCCAAUGGUUAAGAAAAACCAUUGCUGAUAUAUUGGGUGCUUGCCUUACCAACCUGCCUCGUGUGAUAUCCAUGGAAUGCUUUUGUGGCGUCAUUGAAGUGAGGGAAGACAGUGUUAGGGAUGCUGCCUAUCUUCUUGGUGAAGCUGAAACUAUUCUGGUAACUUUAGGAGAGCGAAAGUUCCCAGAUUUAGACCCUGAUCAGAUGGCAAAUAUUGAUGAAUGGCGUUUGAGCAAGCUGAGAAAACCAUGUCUCCUUUCUCCUGCUGAUAAUGUCUAGCUUAACUAUGAGUGAAUUGCCUUCAUCAAUUGAGGAGUUUGAAGCAAGGAACUUGAGAAUGAAAGCAGAUCAUCAUUCCGAGGGUAGUUAGUCCUUAGAUUAAUGUUGUAAUAUAGUUUUCAUGUGGCUGUUUGUAUUAGUAUCGUGUGGAUCAUAAUUAGAAUGCAUUACUCAUCAACGCAAUCAAAUCUUUGAGCCUGAGAUUUAGGACCUGUUUGGAUGAGCGAUUAUUGUCGUGAUGUGGUGUAAAUACCGUCAUAAUGAUGGUUUUUCCUUAUUUGAAUAUAAGUCAUUUGCGCUUCUCUUUUA